Molecule: messenger RNA, 2806 nt
Organism: Heterotrigona itama
Lineage: Eukaryota; Metazoa; Arthropoda; Insecta; Hymenoptera; Apidae
Source: the annotation of a GenBank genome assembly
UUUUGGCAGCACUGAUAGCUGUAUUGAAGCUACAACAAAACAUAACCUCUAAUGUUUAAUACUUACAUAAGUUAUUGUUUUACUUUGUUUUUACAUGAGGCUUAGAAUAUAAUUCAUUUCGUGUAAUAACGAUCAUUAACAUUUUAUUUUAAACGCAGUUUUAUUAUUAAACAUCGAUAAAAUGUCGGAAGACGAAGUAGAGAGCUUUGAGAUCACAGAUUACGACCUUGAAAAUGAAUUCAAUAUUAAUCGUUCCAGACGUAAAUUAUCUAAAAAGCAGCAAAUGCUUGGCAUUUGGGGCGAUGAUAGCGAUGAGGAUGAAUUGUCUGCCAGACCGUCGUUCAAAACUUUUGAUAAAGGACCAAAGAAUUAUACAACGCCUGUAAAUUUUGUAGCGGGAGGCAUCCAACAAGCUGGAAAACCAAAAGAAGAAACAAGGGACAAAGACGACGAUGAAAGUGAUAAUGAAAGCACAAAUAAAUCACAAAAGGAAUUUCCAAAUAGUUCGAGCUCCGAAGAUGAAAGGCCAAGUUCCUUACAGCAACGCACAUCAUUUUCAUUGAAUACCGAUGGAGACAUUGCAGGUUUACGUAAAAAGAAGCAUAAAGUAAAUCCUUUGUUAAUGCAAAGUGGAAUGGGAAGUUGGGAAGUUUAUACGAAAGGAAUUGGAGCUAAGUUGUUGCUACAGAUGGGCUUUGAACCUGGAAAAGGAUUGGGUAAACAAUUGCAAGGUAUAAGUGCACCAGUAGAAGCACAUUUGAGAAAAGGUAGAGGAGCAAUUGGUGCUUAUGGUCCGGAGAAAGUUCCUAAGGUUCCUGAAAAGAAAAAGGAUGAAGAAACGGAAGAAGGAAAAGAAUCGAAAGCCAAGUUAUCGCAAUGGAGAAAAGGAGAUGCAAGCGUUACAAAGAAAAAAAUAAAUUACAUAUAUCGGAGCGUCGAUCAAGUUUUGGAAGAUGGAAAACUAAAACCCAAUAAGAAAGUAAGAAUAUCAAAUGAAAUGAGUAGGGUUAAAGUCAUAGAUAUGACUGGACCUGAGCAAAGAAUUCUUAGUGGAUAUCAUGCGAUAGCUGGAGGCCAACAACGACCCGACGAGAACGUUGUAGUUACCGAUAAAAAAUCUAAAAUUAAUUUUGCACUGCCAGAACUUCAGCACAAUUUAAAUAUACUUGUGGAUAUGUGUGAGCAGGAUAUUAUACAAAAUGACAGAAGGACACGGCAUCUAAGUGACAGGGUAGUUGCGUUAGAAGCAGAAAAGAAAAACUUAUCUAAAGUCAUAGAUCAACAUGGUCAGUUGAUUGACACGUUAGAAAAUGUUCUUGCAAUUGUAGAUAGAUUGAUGGACGAAACAAGUCAAUUAACGUUACAAGAAACCGCGAAUGCUUUUAAAGACUUGCAAGAUAAAUAUUAUGAGGAGUAUAAAAUGUACGAACUUGGCGAAUUAGCUAGCAGUUUCGUUGGCCCGAAGAUAAAGGAUUGUUUAACUAAUUGGAAUCCAUUGAUACAACCGAAACAAUGUAUCAAACUGUUUCAUCAGUGGAAAAAUAUUUUAGUGACUGGUACUACCACUCUCCAGACAAGAACUAUGCAUCCGUACGAUCAUCUUGUCUGGAAUUCGUGGAUGCCAUCAAUUAGAGGUGCUGUACAACAAUGGAUGUGUAGACAACCAGAACCACUAAUUGAGUUACUAGAACAUUGGAUGCCAUUGCUUCCGAAAUGGAUAUUAGAAAAUAUUUUAGAUAUGCUAAUUCUCCCUAAGUUAACCUUGGAAGUAGAAGAAUGGAAUCCUCUUACUGAUACAGUGCCUAUACAUACAUGGAUUCACCCUUGGAUACCACUUUUAAGAGUUCGUUUAGAUACUUUGAUAUAUCCAAUAAUACGACGUAAAUUAGGAUCUGCAUUGGGCGGUUGGCAUCCAUCUGAUAGAUCUGCUAGGUUAAUGUUACAACCAUGGUCUACAGUUUUCGCCAAAGGAGAUAUGGAAGCUUUCCUAGUGAAGAAUAUCAUACCGAAAUUACAAAUAGCACUUUCGGAAUUCGUUAUAAAUCCACAUCAGCAACAUUUAGAUCAAUGGAACUGGGUGUAUGAAUGGAAGGAAUUAAUUCCUUCUCACAUAAUGGCAGGAUUGUUGGAUAAAUUCUUUUUCCCUAAAUGGUUACAAGUUUUAGCUUUGUGGUUAAAUCAUUCCCCCAACUAUGAUCAAGUUACGAAUUGGUACAUGGGAUGGAAAAGUAUGUUGAGUGAAAAAAUAUUGACUGAACCGUUAGUGAAAGAACACUUCAAAAAAGCAUUAGAAAUGAUGAAUAGAGCAGUUUCCGUGCCACAGAGUCACCAACCUGGCGCAAUGGAACAAGUUUCGUAUUUAACAAGUUUAGAAAGGACUCAGCCCACCAUGUCACAAAUGCCUUCAACUGCUCAACCUAGAAUGGAGAGACUUGCUGAAGCAGUCAGAACAGCAUCACAGAUACCUCAAGGUUUCAAAGAUCUCGUUGAAAAGAAAUGCGAGGAACGAGGAAUAUUAUUUAUGCCAAUACCAAAUCGGUAUAGGGAAGCAAAACAAGUGUAUAAAGUUGGCAAUGUUCAAGCUUAUAUAGACGGAAAUGUUUUAUUCGUUUGUCACAAUGGCAUGAAUUGGAUGCCAACGCACUUAAAUGCUUUACUAGACAUGUCUGAACUCUAGAAUGUUCAGACAAUGUGGAUAAUUAUUUAUCUUGUAUAUAUAUUGUAAAAUAAGUUUUUAGGACACAAUAUUAAAAGAAUUACACUGGAUCAGAUACAGAGCAAAUAAAAUUGAUUGUCAUUUUUGAUA